GAAAAGUACAUAGAACAUAAUGAAGAUAGUGAAAAUAAUAAGCCCACAAUGCAGGUGAAAAACAGCGAACAUAGUAAAAAUAGUGAAAAUAAUAAGCAUUUAAAGCAUAUAAUACAAGCUUAUAUACAUAAAACUAAUAGACUUACAUCAAUAAAUCCAAUUAUAGUCACUUCUGAAGAAAUUUCUAAAAGUAUUUAUUUCACUACAUGGGAUGAAGUAGAGGAUUAUCUUAAUGACUAUAGUGCUAGAAAUGGUUUUGCGAUAACUAAAUAUCAAGUAGAAAAAAGCAAUUCAGAUCAAAUAAUUAAAAGAACCUUUGUCUGUGAAUUUUCUGGAAAGUAUAAAUCUAAAAAAAAACUAGAAGCAGCUUUAAAUAGAACACAAAGAAAUACGAAAACAAAAAAAACAAAUUGCAAAUCAUUAACUCAAGAGGCUCGAUUUCCAGACCUGAAUUUUCAAGACCAGGAUUUGGCAAAUGCAAUUCAAAAAGUAAAAAAGACAGCUGAAGUCAAUAAUGAUGCAUCGAUUUUGCUUACUUCCUUAAUGCAAAAAAUACUAGAGGACCCACGUUGGGUUGUUGAUUUUGAACUGGACCAAGACAAUCACUUAGUUCGUCUUCUUUGGAUGUCUUCUGGCCAAGUUGAUCUUUGGCUCAAGUAUUAUGAUGUCAUUGUUAAUGACAACACAACAAAAACUAAUCAGUACCAAAUGCCAUUGGGAAUUUUCAUAGUAAUUGAUAAUAAAUGCAAAACUCGCCUCACCUGCCAAGUAUUGAUGAGUAACGAAACCAUUGAUACACAUGUUUGGAUACUUGAGCAUAUCAAAAAAGCUAUAAGAAAAGCUCCAAUCAUUAUAUUUACAGAUAGAGAUCUUGCACUUGAUACAGCUAUUCCAAUUGUUUUUCCUGAAACAUAUUCAGCCCACUGUAUCUUUCAUAUUGCACAAAAUUUACCCAAAAACUUAAAAGUCAUCAAACAACAAUUAAAAGUGAACAGUACUCUAUGUGAGCUUGCUGAUCAACUCAAUACAAGAUUAAAAGAAGAAGUGCAAUGGGGCCAGUUUCAUGAUUAUAAACAAGCAAUUACAACAAAUACCAUUUCUAUUGCUAGACAAGAUUUGUUUCCUAAAAUAGUAAACAUUAUUAAUGAAUAUCUCACUGAACCUAUUGCUAACACAAUAAAAAUAAAAAUAUCACAAUGUCUAUUUAUCAGUGCAAAAAAGAUUGAACCUACUAUUGAAGAAUUAUAUAGUGAACAAGAAAAUAAUCAACUAGUAUACAAUGGAUUUAUCAAAGACCAAUUUGAUGCAUAUCUUAUUAUGCUACAG
Cetraspora pellucida is the source of this 1326-nucleotide messenger RNA. NCBI's taxonomy places the organism in Eukaryota, Fungi, Glomeromycota, Glomeromycetes, Diversisporales, Gigasporaceae. The record is from the annotation of a GenBank genome assembly.